AUGCUCGCCAGACUUGUCGACAGUACCAGUGUUUUGGGGAUCCUCUUGGCGACUCUCGUUCUAUAUCUUGGUUACUUGACCCUUCGGCCAGUUCCAAUUCCCGGCAUUCCCUACAAUGAGGAUGCUGUGGUGCGAGCGUUUGGGGACUUGAAAGCCAUGAAAGCGGCCAAAUAUCGCCGUCGAUGGAUAUGGAGUCAGCCUAGAGAACACGACACAGUCAUAUAUCAACUCUUUUUGUUUCCGUUCCGGCGGCCUACAGUCAUUGUGUCAGAUUACCGGGAGACAAUGGACAUCUGCUCUCGUCGAGUCAAGGAAUUCGACCGAGGCAAUCGCAACAGAGAAUGUGUCGGCAUAACUGCGCCCAACUUUCACUUCACCAUGGAAUCCAGAGACCCUAGGUUUAAGCACCACAAGGAGCUAUUGAGAGACUUGAUGACACCCUGGUUUCUGGAAACGGUUGCGACGCCCCGAGUGUACGAGAAUGCUGCUGCCCUCGUUGGCCUUUGGGGUGUUAAGGAGCUCAAGGCACUGGGAAGACCAUUUUCUGCCAACCAUGAUUUGUAUCUGUCGACGCUAGACACGAUAUGUGCCGUGGCAUUUGGCGUGGACCUAGAAAUGUCUGCCGUUGGACACCAAACCCGCCACAUCGAGGCAUUCAAACCUGUUCACCAUUGGGGCUUAGGUGUUGUCGCACGAUUCCCAACCGCUCCUACCGAUGCCUACUUGGAAUCGAUACUCGAUAUUCCUGAAAUGGUAGCAAUUGCACAAAAGAGUUUCUUCCCUACGCUAUCCCAGCGACUUGCGCUGCUGAGCCCAAAACACGCCAGGGCUCAAUGGUAUAGACGGAGGCUGAUUCGGAAACAAACCGAACAAGCCCUGAGGAGGAUAUCCUCCCUUGGUGACCAGUACGCGCCCAAAAGUGCUUUGGAUCACCUACUCCACAGAGAAAUGGUGGCAUCUUCCCGGGCCGGUAGAGCACCAGACUUCUUUUCCCCAGUCAUUCGAGACGAGGUUCUCGGAUAUUUACUAGGCGGUCAUGAUAGCAUAGCUACUGUGCUUUCCUGGUGGACCAAACACAUGCAAUGUUUUCAAGAUGUGCAGUCACGGCUAAGACAAGCUCUGCGCCAGGCCUACCACAGAGCAGCCGAAGAGGGCCGUUGGCCAACGGCAGAAGAACUAUCAUCCACGUCAGUGCCGUACUUUGAUGCUGUCGUGGAGGAGUCACUCCGAGUAGCCUCCGUUGCUACCCUCAUCUCUCGAACGGCGACGUGCGAUACUCAUAUACUUGGCCACAACAUCCCCAAGGGAACCGAUAUUCUGUUGUCAUUAACUGGGCCUUCUUUGACAGAGCCCGCUGUUCCAGUUUCUGAGCCAAGCCGAACAGCUGCUUGUAGGCAAGCCAAAGACCGUAUCCCUGCUUGGGGAGACGACAUUGAAGAGUACAAGCCAGAGAGGUGGCUCAAGGUCGAAAAGAGAGAUGGUAGAGAAGGCGUUGAAGUGUUUAACCCUUAUGCUGGGCCAAAUCUUGCUUUUUCAACGGGACCUCGACAGUGUUUCGGCAAAAAGUUGGCACUCGUUCAACUAAAAACCACCAUGGCACUACUGCUGUGGAAUUUCGAGCUUCAGGAGGUAGAAGCGUCCCUGAGCGGGUGGGAUAUCACGGAGAGGCUGUUCAAUCUACCCACGAAUUGCUAUGUGAAACUAGAGAGAAUAGGACACGACAAGUUGGCCGCUCUGCCGUGA
Messenger RNA from Metarhizium acridum CQMa 102, 1743 nucleotides. RefSeq lists its product as uncharacterized. The record is from RefSeq and is a predicted model, not a curated record. NCBI's taxonomy places the organism in Eukaryota, Fungi, Ascomycota, Sordariomycetes, Hypocreales, Clavicipitaceae. Gene Ontology annotation, molecular function: iron ion binding; heme binding; monooxygenase activity.